CCGAGCCCAGUCGAGCACCCAGAGACUCACGGAAGACCACCGGGCCGCUUGAACACAACUUUUAUUCCUGACACUUUUAUUUUGAAGAGCGGGGCCCGGCGAAUAUUCCGAGGAGACUUUUAUUUUUGAGAGCUGGAAAGGGAGCAAAACCCCGUCUUCGAAAGCGUUCAGAUCGAAGCGACUCCUCUUUUUUGGUGGAUCACUCUCAGAGGAGCUGUUGUUUUACUUCGUGGGACUUUUUAUCAGGAAAUCAGGAAGUUUGAAGAGCUCUGGUAACAACCUAUUGCUAUGCUAAAUAACUUUAUCCCAAACAUCCCAAUAUGAACUACCGAGACAGCUGCUUUACUUGAGCAAUUAACGCGAGAAAAUGCGAGAAGUGAGUCCAAAAGUGUGAAUCAAAGCACCUUGAAGAAGCACUCUGACGAGGAGAAAGAAGAAGGAGGAAAGAAGAGGAAGGACGGACGUCCCAUAACAAGAGAUGUGUUGUUGGGGGGGAGCUAAAGAGAAAAGAGACGGAUAAAGCCUGAGAGUGAGGCGGCUAAUUGCUCAGUCUGUCCCUCAUUAGCAUAUCCAAUGCGCGUCCCCUGGACUCUAGCCAAUCCUCCCCACCUUCACAAGGUGCCACUCAUCUCCAAGCAUUAUUCACUUUCAUAAUUAUCACACCGACAUGCGCAAACCCACGCAGUGCGGCGACAGCAAGAUUGGCUAAUUUCAUCGUUUGCCCCGCACUCCGCUUCAACACUCUUUUUGGAGAACUUUGGCGCGUCGACCGGUGCGCACUGCGCUGAUGUGUCAGCGCCGCGCGCACACACACACAGCCCCGGAGCGCCAAAGCACAAACAGCAACAGCAGCGGCAAGUACCGACACCGGUGCCGAUACCGGUGCCAGCAUGUCCCGACGCAAGCAAGCCAAGCCGCAGCACCUCAAGUCCGAUGAGGACCCGCCACUGAGCGGGCUCAUUUCUCAGCAUGCCGGAGGUGAGGUGCUGGAUGAUGCCGACAGCGGGAAUGAAAGCCGCAGUGGCAGUGAAGAGACUCAUGUGUGUGAGAAGUGUUGUGCUGAGUUCUUCAAGUGGGCAGAUUUCUGUGAACAUUUAAAGAGCUGCACCAAGAACCCACUGGUGCUUAUUGUUAACGACAAUGAGGAAACGUCUAUUCCGUCCCAGGAAUACCCAGAACCCUCCCCUGUGCCCAGUUGCCCAAGUGAGCAGGCUGACAGCGAAGAUGCCAGGGAGGGCCAACACUCUCUUGCUAGUGAUGGCGAAGAUGUCCCAGAGGUAGCCACCUCAAAUGGGGUCAGUGUCCUAGAAAAAGAGGAGGAGGAUAUGGAGGUGGAACUAUCCUCUGAACAAAACAUGGAUCUCGAUGAAAGAGAUGUGGCGUCCCCUGAAGCAGAUGGUUCUCUACCUCAGCUUGAUGAUGUUGCUCCCCCAAGUGUUGCCAGUUAUACAAUGCCAAGCACUAAUGUUACCCUGGAAACUCUACAUGGCACCCGGGUGGCAGUUGCCCAGUUUUCUCAGAGCAUAAGGGCAGCAGCAGGAGGUGGAGUUUCCACCCUGGCUAUCCCCAUGAUCUUGGACCAGCUGAUGGCCCUUCAGCAGCAGCAGAUACAUCAGCUGCAGUUGAUAGAACAAAUCCGAAGUCAAGUGGCGCUGAUGAACAGACAGUCUGCUUCACAGCCUGCACUUAACCACCACAACACUGUCGCUGGAAACCCGGGGCCGAUAUCCUCUGGCGCCCCUUCAGUUGCAAGUCAACUUCAACUCCACAACUUUAUCACUCCCCCUGUCCAUCAGCUCCCUGUGAGGUUGCCAGCCUCUCUCAACGGUCAGAGUUCAUCACCUCUGACCUCUGCAUUAGAAGGGCCUCUCUCUCAAGCAUCACAAAGUCGAAGUCAGCAGUCCAGCUCUUCAAUCCCCAACACAUCCUCUAGCAGUUCAAUGUUUCCCCCACCCACUGCCUCUGGAUUGCCAUCUCUUCUUCCCUCCUGUUCAUCCUCACUCACCAACAUAAGCAUGAGCAAUAGUGUAACCGGAAGUGAUGGCAUCAGUAGCAGUUCCACUCAUCCCAGAAACGCCAACACUCCGCCGUCACUCAGUCACAACAGCCUCCUGAGCUCCGCUUCCAGUCUACCACUGAUACCUCAUAGUUCAUCAAGCAGCGUUAUCUUUCCAAACCCGUUGGCCAGCAUAGCAGCAACAGCCAAUGCACUUGACCCUCUAUCUGCUUUGAUGAAACAUCGCAAGGGAAAGCCCCCAAAUGUGUCUGUUUUUGACACAAAGCCAAGCUCCGAAGACCCUUUUUUCAAGCACAAGUGUCGAUUCUGUGCCAAGGUGUUUGGCAGUGACAGUGCACUACAAAUCCACCUGCGUUCCCACACUGGAGAAAGGCCUUACAAAUGCAACAUAUGUGGUAACAGAUUCUCUACCAAGGGAAACCUUAAAGUACAUUUCCAAAGGCACAAGGAAAAAUACCCUCAUAUUCAAAUGAAUCCCUACCCUGUGCCAGAGUACCUGGACAAUGUACCCACUAGCUCCGGCAUACCAUAUGGUAUGUCUUUGCCCCCAGAAAAACCUGUCACCACAUGGCUUGAUAGUAAACCCGUUCUCCCUACUGUUCCCACCUCAGUUGGGCUCCAACUACCUCCCACUUUACCUAGUAUGAUGGGGGGUUUUGGUGAUUCUGCGAGCCUCACACCGCUCAAUAGGUCCCCUCAAAGACCAUCUCCCCCAUCAAGUGAAUGUGCAUCUUUGUCCCCAAAUAUCGUUAUUGACUCUGGAAUUACCACUACUUCAACGUCUCCUAAACCCAGCCUAGGCAGUGAUGUACCUCCUGUCCUAAAACCUGAAGGUGUUCUUCUGCCACCGACAUGUUCUACUCGGCCAGGGGAAAACACCACAACCACAACAACAGUAACUCAUGUGGUUCUUUCCACGGCAGUCACCUCCACAACAAUGGCAACCUCUGGCCAGGUUACUGAACCCAUCAACAGCCCCAACCUUACUUCAAACCCAGUGUCCCAUCCUGUUCUCCCCAUGCUCUCAGAUCAGUUUAAGGCUAAAUUCCCAUUUGGAGGCCUCCUAGACUCUAUGCAAACUUCCGAGACAUCGAAGUUGCAGCAGCUUGUUGAAAACAUUGACAAGAAAAUGACAGACCCCAACCAGUGCGUCAUCUGCCAUCGUGUUCUGAGCUGCCAGAGUGCUCUCAAGAUGCAUUACCGCAUCCAUACUGGUGAGAGACCUUUCAAAUGUAAGAUAUGUGGGCGGGCAUUCACUACCAAAGGAAAUCUGAAAACGCAUUUUGGUGUUCAUCGGUCGAAACCCCCGCUACGAGUCCAGCACUCGUGUCCUAUAUGUCAGAAAAAGUUCACCAAUGCUGUUGUUCUGCAACAGCACAUUCGUAUGCACAUGGGCGGGCAGAUCCCAAACACUCCGGUCCCUGACAACCUGCAGGAAAUGGACACAGAUCUUUCAUUUGAUGAGAAGAGCAUAGAUGCAAUGAGUAAUUAUGAUGAUGAUCUUCUGGAUGAAAUGGAGCAGGCUAUAGAUGAUGAAGUUGACCUAAAAGAGGGCGGAAUGGACCCAUUAAAACCUUAUUCACCUGAAAGCUCUCCACCAACUUCCAUAAUGUCCAGCAUUGCUGCUAUGGAGAACCAGAUGAAGAUGAUUGACUCCACUGCAAAAAUAACCAGUUCAUUCAGUCAAAAGCCUACACAAAAUUGUAGCAGCUACGGAGGCCAGAAUGAAUGUUUUACCAGCGACUGCCUAUCUGCCGUAGGGGAUGCAGAGUCCCAGAGCUUGGGAAGCCCUGCGUUGUCAGAGUCCUCUAGUUCUUUGCAACAUUUGUCCCCAGCUCAUAGUCACUCUGAGAGCCAACAAUCCAAGUCCCCAGCUGCUCUCAACAAUAACAACAGGGCCAUAGCAGUCGAAGAUGGCCACGAAAACAAUGUAGCUGGCUUGGCAACAGUGAAGUCUGAAAAAUCAGACACCCCAUCGCCACUUCCUGCAACAGAAAGCAAUGGGGCCCUGGACCUGACCGCAACUCAACCAAGCAGACACUUUAUCAAGGAGGAAAGCCACUUCAGUAUGCUGUUUCUGAAUAGAGAUCGAGGUCUAAACACUCCUAACUUGGCCAGCACCGCAUCAAAUAUGAUCAAAAUGGAAAUUAAUGGACACAGCAAGCCAAUGUCUCUGGGUGACAAUUCCACCCUGCCGGUGGGCAUCCAGGUUCCUGCUGCUGCAGCUCCCCAGACCACGCUGAGCCCCAGCACCAACCCCAUGUUAGCUCCUCCGCCACCACGACGUACCCCAAAGCAGCACAACUGCCACUCUUGCGGGAAGAAUUUCUCUUCUGCCAGUGCUUUGCAAAUCCACGAGCGCACACACACUGGAGAAAAACCAUUUGCCUGCUCUAUCUGUGGACGGGCUUUCACCACAAAAGGCAAUCUAAAGGUCCACAUGGGAACACACAUGUGGAACAACGCACCAGCACGCAGGGGACGGCGACUAUCUGUGGAAAAUCCCAUGGCCCUGUUGGGCGGGGAUGCCAUGAAGUUCAGCGAGAUGUUCCAAAAGGACCUGGCAGCUCGAGCUAUGAACGUCGAUCCCGGUUUUUGGAACCAGUAUGCAGCCGCCAUCACCAACGGCUUGGCCAUGAAGAACAAUGAAAUCUCUGUGAUCCAAAACGGAGGUAUCACGCAGCUGCCCGUCAGCCUCGGUGGUGCAGGAAUCACUUCAAUGGGGGCCAUGCCUGGUGCAAUGGACCGUCUCCACACAGGCAGCAGCCCUCCUAUGACCGCGAUGGAAAAAGCUACACUUGAGGUCGGUGCAAGCCGUCCCUUCUCCAGGUAUAUGGAGGAAAACAAAGAAAUUGGGAUCAAUUAAAGAAAGGCAACUUUCUUGAAGCAAAGACUAAAAGUCUAACAACACAGAGAGAAACUGCUGAUCCAAUCUAAAACUUGUUACUAUACUAUGUACAGAAGAAAUAUUUUUUGCUUUUGAAAAUACUCUAUUUAGUGUUGAUUUGAAGUCUUUACCUUUCACCCAUUCCCUUUUCAAUUGAUAUUAUGAAAGAUGCUUUGUCUCUUGUUUGGGAACACGUUGUCUUGCAAGAUUUGCAUGAUACUUACAGUUUUUACCUGUAUGUUUGACUGCUUUUAUGAAUUCCUCUGAAAACCAGGAUUUUGCCUUAUUCAAAAUAAGCAAACAUCUUGGAAAGGACUAAAACAGAAAAGAAAGAAAGUUUGUUCAUAGGCAUUCAGUCAACCUUCACUAUGAGUGUUCUUUUAGAUUCAAAAAAGGGCCAUGGAUAGACUGCCGUAUUGUGUUUUUGUGCUCACCUGAUAUUUUCUUUCUCAUGAACUACAAAACUUGAAAAAAAAAUGUUUUAACUAUUUUAAUCUUUACAGUUAGUCUCCAAGCAUUGUCUUAUACUAUUGUCCUGUGUCUUUAGUAUUUAUGAUAUUGACAAAAAAAAGCGGGUAUACAGAAAUAUAUUUAAUGGCCCAAGCAUUUUAUCAAUACUUUUUUCGUUCAAACCGCAGGCUUCACUGGUGAAUAUCUCUUUCAGUAAAGACACCAAGUCAUUUGAGUUAGAAAACUGAGAAAAAGUGUAGGUUUUUAUUUGGAUAUCCGGUGACACGAUGUGUAUAGUACAUGGGGACAACAUUAUAUGAGGCUGGAGAUGUCCAAAGCUGCUAUGACCACAACCCUGCUUUUAACCUUUGUAAAAAGAAAAAAAGAAGUGAUCCUUUUGGAGAAAUAUCUAUGUAUAGAAAUACAGACAAAUCUAAAACAGGUAUGCAUAUUUUGUAUCUCAUAAAGAUAGACAUCAUGAGUUGAGAGUAUUUGUCAUGUUUGUGAAUGCACUUUUUAAAAAUGACACGUUUUGUCUGUGAUACUGUUAACCUUUUGACUGAGCUCUCUAUCAUGUGCUGUUUUCCUUGUUUUCAGCUUGCCACUCCUACAAUUUGCAGUUGGUUAUUGCAUUUGUGCUACUCUUUGGAGUGCAAGGUCAUCAGUCAAUCAAAACCUUCGUAAAUAAAAAAA
Molecule: messenger RNA, 6047 nt
Organism: Doryrhamphus excisus (bluestripe pipefish)
Lineage: Eukaryota; Metazoa; Chordata; Actinopteri; Syngnathiformes; Syngnathidae
Gene: sall3a
Product: spalt-like transcription factor 3a
Biological process (GO): regulation of transcription by RNA polymerase II
Cellular component (GO): nucleus
Molecular function (GO): DNA-binding transcription factor activity, RNA polymerase II-specific; RNA polymerase II cis-regulatory region sequence-specific DNA binding
Source: RefSeq, a predicted model, not a curated record